Molecule: messenger RNA, 1038 nt
Organism: Lactuca virosa
Lineage: Eukaryota; Viridiplantae; Streptophyta; Magnoliopsida; Asterales; Asteraceae
Source: the annotation of a GenBank genome assembly
AUGCAGGAAUGGUUGGAAGAACACAAAGAAGAGGUAGUUGAUAACAUAGUGGAAGAAGUUCUUGAUGGUGCAGGACUAGUUAAAGAAAUUAAGACAUGUCAUUUAGAUGAUGAGGAUGAAAAUGAAGAUGAGGAUGAUGAUGAGGAUGAGGAUGACCAUGGGGUUGAGGAUGUGGAUGCUGAUGAAGAUGAGGAUAGCCAUAGCAGCCCUCAUUUUUUCAAAAAGGAUAAUGGCCCUGAUGUCGAAAUGGGUGAGAAUGCAGCUUUGGGUGGCCCUUUGGAAGAAGCCAUGGAUGAUGAUGAAGAUGUUUAUCCUCAGUUGCCAAACAUUUUCAAUGAAAAGCUUCACUGGAAUGAGCAGGAACUUGUGUUAGGUAUGAGGCAUUGGCAGGUUGUGUCUUGUGGGAUUAUGGAGUUUAAAACAAGGAAAAUAGAUGAGUCAUACAUUGUUGAUGUCAUAAAAAAGGAAUGCAGUUGUAGGUUAUGGCAACUAAAUGGUGGCAUGAAUGGGAUGAACAUGUGGCCUUCAACAACCUUUACACCUCCAUUGUCUCCUUUAAAAAGAAGAAUGCCAGGCAGGCCAACAGUCAUAAGAAUAAGGGAUGCUUUUGAAAGGUCUGGAAAACACAUUGUUUCAGAGGCAAGGAAAAAGGUUUAUUGUGACAUAUUCAAAGAGAAAGGGCACAACAAGACCACUUGCACUAAAGUGCCAAGGCCACCUAAAACUAAUGUCACAAAGAAACAAAAAAUCAUGCAAACACAAGAAUCCGUGAAUAUGCAAGGGGGUGGAGAAGAUGUUGUGAUGGGUGAUGCAGUUGAGCCACAAACUGAUGAAGUUAUGAGGGUAAAAAAAUCUGAUCAAGUGGUGAGGGUUAAUGAAGCUAAGGAACGGGGAAGGUUUAAUCGAGUUGUUAGGCAAGUGAAUACUACGGGUCAACCAAGCAAGAGGAAAAAGUCAGAGAGAAUUCUUAAGCUAAAGCUUGGUAAAAGAGUUGAAGGUGAAGGUAGUAGUGUUGGAUCGCCAAUGGAGUUAGAUUAA